AUGGCUGAGCACAGCCCCGCGACUUCUGGCCCCGCGCCUCUGCGAUCAGCCUUGAAGUCUGAUGGCGACGGCGACAGAACCCCUCCAGCCAGCGGUACCCUUAAAGCUGUGCAAAUUGCCGAACCAGUUCCUGAUUUCGAUGACGAGUCCCAAUCCAUCAAAACCUUUCGCGCAGGACCAAGCCGUCGGUUAAGUGGCAAGCCAGCAUCUGGCAAAUCUUCAAUUAGCGAAGGCUCGCCGGCUCUACGAACAGAUGACGAUUCUGCACCCUCUUCUAGCCAUCACCACUCCCAGAGGCACCACCAGUACUACGCUGAAAAGCUGCUGGCCCAAGUUGCCGACUGGUUAGAACAUGAAAAGAGAAAGAAGAAUGCCGCUGCCAAACCCAAAUCUCGUCGCAAGUCAAAGUCUCCUCCUGAUCAAGACCGUUCAACUCCCACAACUGCAGCUCGUGAAAGAUCUGACUCGGUCGACUCACAAUCCAGCGACGUGUCUUUCGAGAAACUCGAGCACAUCUUACAAGAUUCUUUAGCAUCGCUUGGUCUGAGCUCCAUUCCCCAGCAUCCUCCCAAGCUUUCCCGCCGGCGGCGUGCCAAUUCGAAACCCAGUCUAAAUCGCACAGCCUCGUCUGACACUGAUUAUGUGGAUGGCGAUGCUAUUGUGCCGAGCUGUGACGUUUGGUUGGACAAUUCCAAAACGAUGAGCUACACUGGCGGUGCCGCAAACGAGAGCGACUCUACAAGCCACCAGGCGGAGGAGAAUGAUCCUUGGCUCAUAUUUAAGAAUGACAUCAUUCGUAUUGCCCAUACUCUCAGGCUCAAAGGAUGGAGACGCAUCCCACUGAAUAGCGGUGACACCAUCACAGUUGAACGAUUGAGCGGGGCGUUGACUAACGCAGUUUAUGUUGUCACGCCUCCAAUGGAUCUUCCCGAAAUUGAGGGCAAAAAGAAUCCUCCUAAAUUGCUUCUCCGAGUAUACGGUCCUCAAGUGGAGCAUCUCAUUGACCGUGAAAAUGAGUUAAAGGUGCUCCAGCGUCUAGCACGAAAGAAGAUUGGUCCCCGGCUUCUAGGAACAUUCCAAAACGGCCGGUUUGAGCAGUUCUUCAACUCCAUCACCCUGACACCUGUUCACUUACGUGAACCGGAUACCUCGAAGCAAAUUGCCAAGCGAAUGAGGGAACUGCACGAUGGUAUUGAACUCCUUCCUCUUGAACGCGAUGGCGGCCCCGGGGUAUGGAAGAAUUGGGACCAGUGGGUGGAAAACGUAGCCAAGAUCAUGGCCUAUCUUGACAAGCAAUUGGAGACCACUUCCAUUCCCCCAGCAAAAUCUGACUCUGUCGUUCAUGCCUGGAAAGCAAAUGGCUUUGUGUGUGGAGCGCCGUGGGAGCAGUUCCUGGCCAUGGUGGUCAAGUACCGAACACAUUUGGUCAACUGCUACAAACCAAAGAAGAUAAUCAAGGAGCGAUUGGUUUUUGCGCACAAUGAUACUCAGUAUGGAAACAUUUUGCGCAUUAAACCAGAUGAUGAAAAGUCACCUCUGCUUCAGCCGGCCAAUAAACACAAGCAGUUGGUUGUUAUUGAUUUUGAAUAUGCUGGCGCCAAUCUUCCCGGCCUUGAGUUUGCCAAUCACUUUACGGAGUGGACGUAUAACUACCACGAUCCCGUCACUUCCCACGCCUGCAAUCACGAGAGAUACCCGACACCCGAAGAGCAACGACGCUUCAUCAAGUCCUAUGUUGACCAUCGUUCCCAAUUCGCUGCGGCUGGCUCGACUCCACGAGUCAAACCAGACAGUGGCCCACCUACUCCAUCUCUCAACCCUACCGCCUCAUCCAGCUCGAUCGUCGAUUUCAUGCUUGAUGCCCGCGUCCCUCCCGGUGGCUGGGGCGCUGCCGAGCGUGCGCGAGAGGAACAGAGCGAUUUACAUGUGCGCCAAUUACUGGAGGAGACCCGUCUCUGGAGACCUGCAUGCAGUGUCUUCUGGAUUGCAUGGGGCAUUGUACAAGCCAAGGUUCCAGGUUUGGAUGCCAACAAUGAGCCCGUAUCCGAAGAAGAGGCAGCAAAAGCCGAGCAAGAAUUGGGCCCUGAUGAAUUUGACUACUUGAGUUAUGCGCAGAACCGAGUUUUCUUCUUUUGGGGUGACUGCGUGCAGAUGGGAUUAGUCAAGCCCGAGGAAUUACCUGAGAAGUUGAGAUCAAAGUUGAAACUUAUUGACUAUUAG
Molecule: messenger RNA, 2220 nt
Organism: Metarhizium brunneum ARSEF 3297
Lineage: Eukaryota; Fungi; Ascomycota; Sordariomycetes; Hypocreales; Clavicipitaceae
Source: RefSeq, a predicted model, not a curated record